AACGUAACCUUCUUUCAGUUCGGCAAGCACAUUAUUUAAAGAAUUAGGAAGGCUAUAAACAAUAUGAUAUAAAAACCAGAGUUCUUGAAAAUAAUAAAUAUAUUAUAUUAGAUUUUUACAUUACAAAAUAGACGAUUAGUAAUGAAUUUACACGCUGUACAUUACUGGCGUCUAUCGUGCCUUGAUUCCUUCAGACAUAAAGUGAUGAGAUCUGAAUCUGACCCCUUGAUUGUAAUACUCCAUUAACAAUCAAAAUGACAGACUACAAGAAAAAACUUGAAGACAAACAAUUUCAGAAUUGGCUGAAAGUAGCACUCUCUGUGAGUAUAGCAAGGAAAGGGGUUAUGGAAUUUGUGAUGAACUCUAUUGUAAAAUUUCACAAUGAUGUAUUAAAGGAUAUUCUUACCACUGAACAAAUUCAGAGUAAAAUGUAUUGUACAACAUGUACUACUGACAAUAUUGUGCCAGUACAAAACUGGAGUCAUUUCAGACGAAAAAAUCUACCUUCAUGUCCAAACCAUAUUUGUGACAAACUUAGAGAAAAGAUCUUUCUGUAUCACGCACAUGAUACCCCAUCCUGGAAAAAUACAUGUGCCACAAGAUGGUGUGACUCAGCUUGGGAGGUUGCAAAGUGUUUUCUGCCCCCAGAUGGCUAUAUGACAACAGAUGCAAUAGAAAAUACAGACCUGAACGGAAUCCUUAGCAUCAUAUUGAAUUUUAUGCCAUUAAAGACUACAUUUGACGAAAAUUCGUGUGAACAGGCACGAGAUGUGACAAGAAAAGUGAGGCAUUCAUCAGAUCUGGCGUUCACGAAAGAGGAAUCUAAUGAAUAUAUCGACACCCUAAUAAAGUUUCUCUCAAGCACAAAAGCUUUAGAAGAAAAUAAGACAACAAAAGAAGCAGCUGAAAAUAUCAAGAAGCUUAAAAUCGAUGCGCUUGAACUAACAACAGAUGACGUCAGAAAUAUUCUGAACGAACAACUACAGAACAGCUUAAGCGAGACCAGAAAUCAAUGUAUUGAAGAAAUCGUCAAAGUGAUGAGCCAGUUACAAACAACCAAAGCUGAUAGCAUUGGAGAGAUUUUGACCGCGAAGGAUAAGGCAUUAUCUGAAAUAAAUAUUGCGAGAAUAUCAUCCCUCGAAGAAAUGAAGCAUCAUGCAGAUGAAAUUACGACAGAUACACUGAAAAGAAGACUCAAGGAGGAUCUUUUAACGUUCAACUGGACUCACCAUACUACAAUCCCGCUAUCACCAUUAUUCGAAAAAAGAGAUACUCCACUUGAAAGUUUCUAUGUUGAACCAGAAUUGAACGCGGUUGAAUAUCCACUGGCUAAAUCACGACGGUCAGACGUCAAAACAACAAUAUCUUCACUGCAUGAUGUUUUCAAUAUAAAGCGAUGUAAUGAGCUGUAUAUAACGUCAAAAGCAGGUAUGGGUAAGACUGCAUUUUGUAAACGCUUAGCUUUCACAUGGUGUCAGGCUCACGAACCGCGCAAAUUGGAAGGCAACUUUAUAUUUGACAAAGAUCUUGAAACUAUGUGUCAGUUCGAUUUUCUUUUUCUGAUUUCACUGAGAGACUGCCGUCCCCAGUCCUUUUGCGAAAUUGAUGACAUGAUUCAAGCUCAUGUUCUUAGCAACCUGUCUAGGGCGAAGCGUUACACAAUGGAUGUCCUUCAAGAAAUACUCACACAGGACAGAUGUCUGAUAAUAUUAGAUGGUCUCGACGAGUGGUCUCAUCCUAAAGAAAAGAAAUGUAAAACUGAGAAUGAUAUUCCACACAGAAAAGCUCGAACUCAUUGCACGAUCCUUACAACUACGAGAACUUGGAAGUUUUGUUCACUUUCCUUAAGUUCACACCAAAUUGAUCUGCAUGUACAAAUACUAGGAUUAAACUAUGCGGCUGUGCAGCAGCUGAUUACUUAUACGAAUAGUCAAUUAAGCCAAGAUGACACGGAAGAGACUAAAAGCGAUACUGGUGACUUUAACACAAAGUUAAAUGACAAAUGCAUCGACAGGUUGAAAGAGAUACCUAUGAUAUUGAUAUUUCUUAUUUGUCUCUGGCGUAAAAAGGGAACGAUUGGGGAAACGUUUUGCCACAUUUAUACAAAUAUCACUGAACUACUAUUGCAUCGUGCUGAAAUUAAAUCUACAAAAACUGGAAUUUCACUUCCAGUUGUUGAAGGAAAGCCAGUUGAGAAACCUCAUCUUUUCCAACUCAAUGAUUAUUGCGAAAAGUAUUAUGAGUUAUUGACGUCGUUGGGACAUCUGGCCUUUUAUACCUUCUUCGACAAAAAUAGAGAAUGUUCAUUGGUAUUCAAUGUUGAAUUUGCAAAACAAAUUCUUGGGCAAUAUUUUGAUUUUUGUCUAUCAGCGGGAUUUUUGACACAAAAUAGGACCCAAAAAGAGCCUUUGCAAGAGAACCUGGCGAAAGUUUCAUUUUAUCACAAGACAUUUCACGAAUAUUUUGCAGCGCUCUACUUGUUUGGAGUAGAAACGUCCUUCACAGGAAUAGAAGAGAUUAAAAGAAUAUGUCGUUCUGUCGACGACAUCCUUUCCGUUUCAAACUUCUACAUUUUCUUGUGUGGACUUUCUCCCCAAAUGGCGGAACAAUUAUCCCACACGUUCAGCAAGGUUAUUGCCAACUCGUGCACAGUAAUAGGCUACAGAAGCGAUAUGGGUUCGUGGAAUUAUUUUGUAGGUUACAAUGAAACAAUAAAAAAACUUCAGACAGUAUUUGUAGACUGCUCUAUUGAAAGUAUGGACAACAAUCACGAUAUGAUCGAGUUCAGGAUAGAAGACUUCAUCAUUGACGAUGACUUCCAGAGACCACGCUAUUCAGAAAUUGUAACAGCGCUGAUGGAAAAGAAUAAAAAGUGGCUAAAGUCAAUCAAAAUCAGAAACGUGAAACUGGCUAGCGAAUUUAGCAGUAUAGUUCAGCUUCUCGGAGUAAAUGAAGCAACUCCCCUUGAAAAGAUUGAUCUUAAAUGUGAACUGGAUGAUAAAAAUCUUGAAUGUCUUUUACAAGGUGCAAAGAACACAUUGAAAUGUUUCAUUGUAAAGGGUGGUAGAUGGUUAGGUAUCCGAUGGAGUCAUGAUCACAUAAAACUUUCAAAUAAGAGCCUUCAAGCUAUUUGUAAUAUGCCAUAUUUGGAAGAGUUGUAUCUCAGAAACAUUGUUAUGACACAUAAUCAGUUCUCGUGUCUUUCCAAUUACGUCUCACAGAAAUCAACAAUGAAGCACAUAGGACUUGGAUUUAUUCGGUGUUCUAAGCAUGGUGAACAUUGUACGGCAGGAAAACUAGACUUGUCCAAACAUUCACAACUUGAAAUGCUAGAAAUCGGCUUUUUGCCUAUUUCGGAAGUGAAAAUAAAUACAACCUCAUUAGAAGUUUGUUAUGUCGGUAAUUUCCAAAGAAGUAGUAUUCUGACGACGAUAUUCGAAACAUUGCCUUAUGCACCGAAAUUGCAUGUUUUUUGCUGUGGAUUUCUCACUAGACAAACUGAUACAGAAAAAAUGUUACAUACCAUACCGCUGUUAAAAAACUUGAAACACAUUUGGUUGAUAAAUAUGGAUCUCGGAAACCACGACUUCAAGUUUUGUUCAGAGUUGGGCACAAUUGAAAACGUUUCAAUGAUUAGAAUACAAAUGGGCUCUCUUACUUUCAGGACAUUGAUAAAGAACGUUGCAAACGUGCACAAAGCAGUGCUCGUGGGUUUAUAUGAUUUUGAGGUGAAUCCAAUGAACGAUUUCGAGCGCGAAAAGUGUGCACUUAAAACGUGCAAGACAGUUCACGUGAUCCAGGAUGACCCCAUAAGAAAGGAGUUCGUAGUUAGAAAGUUUAUGAAGUGAACAUGAACCCUUUCUCGGUGUAUUUGGUGCAAUGGAAAAGUUGCCCGAGUUAAGCAUUUAUGACUAUAAAAUGAUGUAUGCCUAUUCGAGCGGCGAAGAUGAACGAGAUUUGUUUUGUCAGUUACCUAAAAUAUUUUCACUUAAUGAGUAUAUUGUUUACUUGCAGGAAUGAAAAUACAACUCAAAUGGAAUAGAUAAGUAACAGUAACAGUUACUUUAUAUCCUUUCCGUAGCUGUAACGCCCUAAAACGUAUAAGCCUCUGAUGGCCCUUUCACGCUUCCGUAGAAUCAACAUUUAUAAUAGGAAAUUCAUUUUGAAAAUAUUGCUGAAAUGCCCAGGUCUGCAGCUCUCAAAUAUGUCCACGCGCAUACAUUUAGGGGUGCCUGUGCGUGAACCCUGACUAUAGACCAAUGCAAAUGCGACUUUUGUUUUCAAGUUUAGCCUGUGUACUUCCAUUUUCUUUACUUCCAGGAAAAGCUGAAGGUCGUCUGACGUCAUUUUCUGUGUUGUCAGAAAACACGUAUGCCUGGCGAGAUUGUAUAAAUAUUUGCCGGCCCUCCUAAGGAUAUAUCAAAAUUAUAUUUUAUUGUACUGAAUAUCUAUACUUUUAAAUCAGACUAUGCAGCAGUUUGUCAGGUUAUCAUAUAACAUUUGGACUAUUAUGUUUUAAAUGGCCAAAGAUAAAGCGAAAUAGACAAGCAAAUAUGCAGGGGUUUUUUUUGUAGAAGGUGUCAUUCGUCGCCAGGAUUUUUUGAAGGUUAAUCUUUUGGAAUAUUUAUAGUACAAUUAUGUUUUAUAUAAUUUAUAUACAAUUAUGUACGUAAGAAUAGGUAACCAUCGUUUACGAAAUCUAAGCAGCCUUUUUCAUAAUUUUGGAGAAAUACGAAAUACUCUUUGGUCACGUCACUAGCAGUAUGUUAUGUUUUUUUUGUCAAUGAUAUACAUGUAAAUAAGUUGCGUAGGAUAUUGAUCACACAAAUUGAUAAAUGUACAUAAUGUAUGCUAAAAUACAUAAGGAUGAAACAGUUGUACAGUUUGCUACAAAAAUAAAUCGUUAUUAGUAAAACGUUUUUAUUUUCGUUCAGUGGGUUCACUGAGUCUACUUAUAUGUUGUUAUAUGUCAGAAAAAUGUAAGUAGUUUCCAUAGUAACAAAUAUGCAACGUUAGUUUUAAAAUACAUAUUUGGUAAAUUGAUAAGUGAUUUAGUGUGAUUUAGUGUAAAGAGCCUCUUUUCUGUGAACUUCUUAUCUUAAGACUGACUAAAGAUUGUUUUUCGUUUACUGAUUUCUGUAUGUUCAAUAAGCUUGUUGGUGUUUAUUUGUCGACUUUUCAAACUAGACCUUUUUAUAUUUUAAAUAUCUCCUAAAUAAUAAACUCGAUGAAACAUUG
Molecule: messenger RNA, 5238 nt
Organism: Mercenaria mercenaria
Lineage: Eukaryota; Metazoa; Mollusca; Bivalvia; Venerida; Veneridae
Exons: 4
Coding region: 255-3848 (1197 amino acids)
Source: RefSeq, a predicted model, not a curated record